ACAUGACAAACACACGCACAGUAGGAGAAGUGUUCCAUCCACAUGCAUUUGAAUAUUUCACAAAAUUAGCCAUUUAAGUUGGACCUCAAAUUCUGCUCAGUGGCUCAAGGGUCAAAGUUCACAGGGGCUUUGUCCAUUUGGGCUAUUUAUGUUCCAUUUGUUAUAAAUGGCAAAGCACGUCAUUGGGGUCCUAGAAAGCUCUUGACAAACAUCGUAAAUCACCAUGAAAGAGGAUGAGUGAGAUGUCGCUGACACGGCCGCUCGACAUGUUUCGAGGUCUCCGGAUUGUUGCCGCCGCACUGAUGUGAAACAGCGGGCCGCAGAUUUUAUUUUUACUUUUCAAGAGCUCAUUCGAGCGAGACUGCCUGCCAUGAUUUCACUUGGCCGUCUGCUCGCUGUGCCCUUCCUUGCGCUGGCGCUGACAGUGUCUGCUGGCAAAUUCAUUGUCUGUCUAGAUGUGUACUUAAAUUGGCUGAUGACCAGUCCAGUGAAUGACUGGAGACCAGAGUGUAGACCACUUGAUGCCUUUGUUUCCACUAAUAACACUUUUACUACAGUGGACAAUUUAUCAUGUGAUCAGGUUACAGGGUGCAUGAAAGGGUUAAAAAGGAGACUGGACUGUCUUAGAAUUGUUUAUUUAUUUCUUUGUUGUGUGUUCACAAACCCCGCCAUAGAAGUUUGUGAUUCCCUGGUUUGAUUUUCUGUUCUGGUGGAUUAUUUUCGAUUUUCUUUGUGUCAUUGAAGUUGUCGUUAAAUUACGUUUUCGGAGGCGGUCCUUGAAUGCCUCUCGAGCCGAACGUGAGAGCAGGCACGUUGCAGAGAGAGAUGCGCCUGUAUUUUCUUGAGUGUUAAACGAAUUAAUAGUGUAUCAGCUGUAACAAAGCAACAACACGACAGCUCUCUUUAUUUCGGAGGUGCAACUUCUAACUAGCCUUCUCUCGCCGUCAAUAUCAGUGAAUGAUUUAAUGGACGUGUUUGUGUGUGUAUUGACGGUCAUCUCUCAACAGUGUCUUGAAGCCAUCAAGGGGAUCAGCAUUGUGGUUACCAAACAACCACCUACUAACGCUUUUCUGACUCUCCCAUGGAUGUGCACAUUUGUGCGAGUGUGUGUAGGCGGCCACCCGGCUUCUGGAUGACAUGUGCCACCUGACGGCGCAGUCGCUGAUCAAGUUGGAGACGUCGGAGCACUUCCAGGUGGUCAAGCUGUUGGGCGAAGGCUCGUACGGGAAGGUCAUGCUGGCGGUGCACAACAAGAGCGGGAGUCCGAUGGCCCUGAAGUUCUUCCCCCGCGUGAGCACCAGCCUGUGUACGUUUCUGCGCGAGUACAACGUGUCUUUGAGGUUCUGCACGCACCCGUCUCUAAGCCGCGCUCUGGGCAUCGCCUACUCAACGCCAUCGCAUUACGUCUUCGCCCAACAGGCCGGACUCUUCGGCGACCUCUACGACUUCAUUGUACCUGAGGUUGGUCUGGAGGAGGACGGGUGCCAGCGGGUGGUGUCGCAGCUGUGCGGCGCCCUGUCACACCUUCACUCGCUGGGUUUCGUCCACAGAGAUGUCAAACCCGAGAACGUCUUCCUGUGCGACGCUGCCUGUCGCUGGGUCAAGCUGGGAGACUUCGGGAUGGUGAAGGCCCGGGGAACAAAAGUCCCCGAGGUGUGGUACCGCUCGCCCUACUGCACACCCGAAGCCGAGGUGGCGCGAGGCAACCGGGACGGCGGCGGCGAUGCCGGCGACGCGCCGGUGAAGUCAAGAGACGAGAGGAAAAAGAAGCGGCGGCCGCAGUUCUGGGCCAUGGUGGAGCCCAGCGUGGACAGUUGGGCCUUGGGCGUCCUAGCCUAUGCGGCGCUAACUGGCGCUCACCCCUGGCCCCAAACGUCCUCCGACUGCGCCGCCUACCUCAAGUAUCUGCGAUGGUUCAGCGCGGCCAAAACGUUGGAGGACCGACUGGACGUGUGGGCUGAGCAGCAGCACCAGGGCACGGCCGGCGCCAAGGAGCGACCUCCAGUGCCACCCCAGUUCGCCCGUUUCACCCCGUUAGCCCGAGCUUUCUUCCGCCUCCUGCUGGACCCCGGUCCACUGGACCGGGGGCGGCCCGAGGACGCGCUGGGCUACCUGGGGGGCCCCUGGAUGCUCGCCGGCGAAAAGGAACGCCUGGAGGAGCAAAGAAAGAAGAGCCGAGGGAGAGGAGCCGUCAAGGAGAUUGAGAGCAGGGGACAGAGGUGAACGAGGGACUGUGAACAAGCGGAAGAAGAGUCCAGAAAGAGGAGUUCAAGGAAAAAUGAAGCCGAGGAAGACAACUGGACAAGGGACUCGCGUGUUGGUGACGUUAGCUUAGGAAUCAGUUUUACUGUUAGCAUGAGCUGUAGCACCAACAAGAUGCUUGCAUUCCAAUCAGCGAGAGAGUGUAGACUUUAGCGUUUUCUUUGCUACAUUUCCAUCACUGGCAAAUGUCACAUGUGGAUCAGGCUUGGUUUGAGGCGGCUGUUUUGUAUUUCACUAGCUUUUUGCAUGCAGACAUGAGGUCACUGCUGCACUUGCGUUGCGCCAAACCCAUGAACGAACUGGGUUUAUUUUUACCUCACGACCUUUUGGCGCUUCAUUCUUGGCGAGCAAGUGCAUUGACUCAACUUUGUUUUGCUGCAAAUGCAUCGGAAACCUUCUUGACGUCAUGACAAGAACACAGCACGCCUGAAAAGUGUGAGAGGUGAAACAUUUGAAACAAUUUACUGGAAAGGUGUGGCGGUGUAGAGCAUUAAACCUAGAAAGGGAAAUGUGUGGAGCUGUCACAGCCCGACAGCCCUAAUGUCAUCAAUCCUUCUGCUGUUUAGUGGAAGACAGGUUAGAAUUGGGGAAAGCGACCCACCAAAAGCUGGGGGCUCAACUGUUGCAUGCUCAGUGGAGGACAAGUAGACUAGACACAUCGUGUAUAUUUAGAUCAGGAAUGGGCAACUAGCAGACCACACUCUGAAUGGCCCCUUGAUUAAUCACAACCCCCCUCCCAAAAAUAAAACUUAUUUGGAGUGUGUGUGUAUGUGUGUGUGGCGGUGGGGGGUUGUAAACAAGUUUACUGUACCACGGUGGUACUUUUGAACUACUCUCACAAAGAAAAAAAAAGGAAAAAAGUUGUGUGUUGGGGUUUACCAGAAUUUUUUUUUGGAAGAAUUUGGGGGCAUUGCAAAAAUAAUUUCAGUGCAGUUUUAACUUGUGAUAUCACUCUUCACCACUAGAUGGCAGUCACUCGUAUUUGGAAUGAUAUGCCAGAAAAACAGUACCUGAAUGAAUUCAAAUGUUUAAUGAGUGUGAAUUCAUGCACAAAAUGAGUUCUUGCAUUUCAUUAUGGCUUUCAGUUAAGCAGUUUUUCAAGAGGGGAGGGGGGCCUAUCUCAUUUUGUGGUUAUUUUUUGAUUGUUCAAACAAUUUGUUAUUUAAGGCUGUACAUGCAUUCAGCAUGAAACAUAUUCAGACUGUGUUGUAUAUUGUUUUAAUAAAAGCAAUGACACAUGCCCGUAA
Hippocampus zosterae (dwarf seahorse) is the source of this 3509-nucleotide messenger RNA. RefSeq names its product serine/threonine-protein kinase SBK2-like. Bases 1138 to 2223 code for a protein of 361 amino acids. The record is from RefSeq and is a predicted model, not a curated record. Gene Ontology annotation, molecular function: protein serine/threonine kinase activity; ATP binding. The transcript has 6 exons. Lineage: Eukaryota; Metazoa; Chordata; Actinopteri; Syngnathiformes; Syngnathidae. Gene Ontology annotation, biological process: peptidyl-threonine phosphorylation; peptidyl-serine phosphorylation.